UGAAUAAGCUUUCAUUCUCAGAAUUGAGGAAGUUUGGGUGCAGGGAUGGAGAAGAUGGGGAAAUGGGAGUUCUCAUCAUUUACUGCUACCUUUGUUGUUGUGGGUUUGAUCUUGAAUUCAGCUUUGUUGUGCAAUGGAGGAGCCACUAGCAGUUAUGUGAGAGCAGUAGCUCCAUCUAUUGAUAUGCCAUACAACAGCACUGCCUUCUAUAUUCCUCCUGGUUAUAAUGCUCCUGAGCAGGUUCAUAUAACUCAAGGAGACUAUGUAGGGCAAGGAGUGAUUGUAUCUUGGAUCACUCCAGUUGAACCAGGCACAAGCACUGUGCUUUACUGGGCUGAGAACACCACAAAGAUUUACACUGCAGAGGGCUUCUACUUCACCUACAGAUACUACAACUAUACUUCACGCUUCAUCCAUCAUUGCACUCUCUUCAAUUUGGAUUACAACACCAAGUACUAUUAUGAGGUUGGGAUUGGAAACACAACAAGGCAGUUCUGGUUCACAACUCCCCCUCUAGUUGGCCCUGAUGUUCCUUACACGUUUGGUCUCAUAGGUGAUCUUGGGCAGACCUAUGACUCAAACACAACAUUGAAUCAUUAUAUAAACGAUCCACUAAAAGGAGAGACAGUGUUGUAUCUUGGUGAUCUUUCUUAUGCAGAUGACUGGCCUGGCCAUGACAAUGUUAAGUGGGACACUUAUGGCAGAAUGAUUGAAAAAAGUGCUGCUUAUCAACCAUGGAUAUGGACUGCUGGAAAUCAUGAGAUUGAUUUUGCACCUCAACUUGGUGAACCAGUACCUUUUAAGCCUUACUCAAGCCGUUCUUACACGCCAUAUAAUGCAUCUAGAAGUAUUGAACCAUUUUUUUACUCAAUUAAGAGAGUUUCAGCACACAUCAUCGUCCUAGCAUUGUAUUCAGCUUUUGGGAGAUCUACCCCUCAGUUCGUCUGGCUUACAACAGAAUUGGCCAAAGUUAAUAGGAUUGAGACACCUUGGUUAAUUAUUAUUGUGCACGCACCUUGGUAUAACAGUGAUGUUACUCACUAUAUGGAGGGGGAAACUAUGAGAGUACAGUUUGAGGCAAUGGCCAUACAUUACAAAGUUGAUGUUAUAUUUGCCAGUCAUGUUCAUGCAUAUGAAAGAUCUUAUCGCAUAUCAAACAUUGCGUACAACAUAACAAAUACUUUGUACACCCCAGUACCUAACCAAUUUGCACCUAUAUAUGUGACCAUUGGAGAUGGAGGAAAUAUAGAAGGAUUGGCAAGCGUAUUUACACAGCCACAACCAAGUUAUUCUGCAUAUCGAGAGGAUAGCUUUGGUCAUGCCAUGCUUUCUAUUAAGAAUCGGACUCAUGCUUACUUUAGUUGGAACCGUAAUCAAGAUGGAUAUGUUGUCGAAUCUGAUUCAUUAUGGUUCUACAACAAAUAUUGGUAUCCCAAGAAUGAAACCAUUACGAAAUUUUGACGAUGGAGUGCUUGUGUCUAUUUCUAUCUUUUGAAUAAAUAUGGACCCCAAUCUUAUCUACCAUUGAUCCUAAAUGUUCCUCCUCCACCUUGUAUUCAGCUUUCUGUUCUUUCUUUUCUCUUUUUUCUUUUUUUGGGAUAUAAUUGAGGGUUCACUCCUUGGAGAUGUAAUUUUUUUUUUUUUUUCAUAUUGAAAAUAUAUUAAACUUAAUUACUGGAUUGUCGCAAGGACUAUACUUUCGAAUCACUUCAUGCAUGAUUAGGUGAUGAACACAAGAGGGACCUUAGAAAGUCAAAGAAGAAAAUAUAUAUAAUAUGUUCAAUACAAUUGAGAUAGGUCACCAUUUUUUUUUUUUUUCAGAGACCAUCAAAUUUAUUACAUGUGCCUAGCAUAGAGAUCCCAA
Molecule: messenger RNA, 1864 nt
Organism: Macadamia integrifolia
Lineage: Eukaryota; Viridiplantae; Streptophyta; Magnoliopsida; Proteales; Proteaceae
Product: purple acid phosphatase-like
Exons: 9
Coding region: 46-1461 (471 amino acids)
Molecular function (GO): metal ion binding; acid phosphatase activity
Source: RefSeq, a predicted model, not a curated record